UCGCGCUGCUAUGCCGACUCGUUACUCCAUGGUAGGUUUCUUCUACUUCCCCUUUCCACUGAUUGCGUUGCCUGUUGCCCUUUCUCCCUCACACCGCCCCUCUUCUCCCUUACAAUUGGCUCGCAUGAGCAACUACACGCUGCGGCCUUCAAGUCCUGGUGUGCGGCUUUGCUCUUGAGUUCCGUUUGUCGGGUAGGCGUCUCACAUUAGCCUUCACCUUGACUCUUUCCUUGCUUCGCCACACUGCGAACCCUCUAUUGCCGCCUAUCCCACUUCCUCACCUCAACACCAUCGCAACCUUCAACGCCCCAAUCACUUCCCAAAUUCUCAGACAACCCACCGCCACAAUGGAGGCAUACCCUAAGCCUCGCCACCAGUACAUCUACACCCCUCGCUACGGACAACGCGGCAUCCUUAGCUACGCGGGACAAGCUCCCAAUGGUGCCGCACCCACCGGUAUAAUUGGCGGCGCCUAUGCCUACGGAUUUGGCUACCCAGCAGCAGCCGCUUGUCAACCUGUGGUAUACAACACUCGCCCCUUCUACGGCCCCACCUACCUCUACCCCUACUACAACCCUGGUUACACCUACUAUAACUCCUACCCUUACGGCUCGCUAUACCCCCUUGCUAACUUCUACUUCUCCUACCAGCGGUCCUACUACAACACCGUGCCCACCUACGGCUACACGGCGCACGUCUAUCCCCCCGGCCAUGCUACAACGACAACAACUACCUACCACGUAACCAACGCCCAAGCCCCGCUGUAUGCAUCACCCACCGCCCAACUCCUGCGCGAAACCCGACCAGCAUACGCGCACGGCCACGCUUACACGCCGCAAGCCCCAACCCGUGAGGAGAUCCAGCUCGAGAAUCGCCGCAUCGCGACGCAACGUGGUGCGUAUGAUGCGCGCAAGAUUCGGCCGGCGGAUGCGCGCGAUGACGACCCGUUUUGGUGCCGCGAGGUGAAUGGCGAGUGGCAUUUGCGGUCGUAUUAUCAGAUUGAGAAUGAGUGUCAUCCUGGGCGGUGGAUGAUGGAUGCUGAGAUUGGGUUUUUGGUGUUUCAUCGGGCGUAGAUGAGGGCCAGUGAGUGUGGUGUGGAGGUAUUGGAGGCGGGGGGAAGUCAGAUCAUGUGGAGUGGAGAUGAGGAGCGAUGAGGGAUGUUCAUGUUCUAUCUUUUGAUUUAUGGGAUACCCCUUUUUUUUCUUUUGGGUUCAGUUGAGUCUAUGAGAAUGACUUUGCAUGUUGGCGUUUGGAAUCAUAUCACCUUUUCAGGCAGGUCUGUAUUCGACAGGAUACAGUCUGAUUGCCCUGUCGACCAUGAUGCGGUAAUGGAGUGAGGAGAUGUACAAGAUUCCAUGGCAAAUACAAUGACAAAUUCAAUCAAACUUAGUACCAAA
Bipolaris sorokiniana ND90Pr is the source of this 1397-nucleotide messenger RNA. RefSeq lists its product as uncharacterized. Gene Ontology annotation, cellular component: mitochondrion. The coding region runs from base 348 to 1073 and encodes 241 amino acids. The transcript has a single exon. The record is from RefSeq and is a predicted model, not a curated record. NCBI's taxonomy places the organism in Eukaryota, Fungi, Ascomycota, Dothideomycetes, Pleosporales, Pleosporaceae.